CGCCGACACAGGGUACCACCAUACGUAACUUAGCAUCAACAGCAUCCAUUAACUCAAAUUUUCAUUUCAGCUGUUGUUUGGAGCUGUCCUUCUUGCACAAACUUCACGUGCAAAUUCGCCGAUGCUUAACUUACAUUAAUUCAACUGACCAUAUAGCUUUAACCGUUAUAAUCUUUGCUAUAGCUUUGCUCCUUCCAACAUGACGAAGCUGCCGGGCCCGGGGCCCCUCAGCUCGCCAUCUCCGCGCAAACGAAAGGACCGUCAGCAGCAGCCUUACACGCCCAGCAAGUCUACGUCCUCACCUAUGGUGCAGCAUGGUAGCCCCCUUGCUUCCCGACGAGCUGCAGCUGGCAUGCCCAUUUCUCCGCGGGCCACGAAGAGCACAGGCUUCAUUUCCUCGGCAGCCCAGCUCCCCGCUUCCUCCGCCAGUCUACAAACUUGGCAAAGGUGCUGCAGCCUGUUACGCGAAGCGGUAGUCGACCCGGGCUGCCCGGCCGCAGCCAUGGUUCCCUUGCGCCCAUCGCUGCGACGCAUUAAGGACGACCUGGUACGCGUGUUGGACGAAGCAGUCAGCUCCCACAACGGCAAUGCCUCGCUGCUCGUGCUGGGGCCGCCGGGAACCGGCAAGACGCUGGUCGUGGAACGUGCGCUUCAGGAGAUAUGUAAUAAGUACAACGGCCCACCAACCAACGUACCGCCAACCACCGCAACCACCGCCGAGGCACCAACCACCUCUGCAGCUGCGGCCACAGCCGCACCAGCAACCGCAACUGUCGCCACUGCAUCCAUCAGCGCAGCGGUUCGCAACGUGGGUGUCGUACGACUUAACGGUCUGCUACAGCCGGACGAGCGUACGGCAUUCCAGGAAGUCGCACGACAGCUCUGUCGCGAUUUCGGUCAGAAGUUCGUCAAGUCGGCGACCUUUGACGAAAACCUGGUGUUUCUCAAAGGCAUGCUGCACGCGCUGUACAAGUGCCUCAAGAAGGUGGUGUUUGUGGUGGACGAGUUCCAGCAGUACGCCAAGCGCGGCAAGCAGCAGAUGCUCUACUACCUGCUGGACCUGCUGCAGGACAGCAAGAUCCAGGCGGCUGUGAUCGGGCUGAGCUCGGCCCACAACGUGGCGGAGGACCUGGAGAAGCGCGUCAUGUCGCGAGUGGGGCGCAGGAGGGUCAUCGUGACGUUCCCCGCGCCACCGCCGGGGGCGGAUGAGGCUCCCGGCGGCUUUGCCGGCCCCGCCCUCGGCCCCCCCUCACCGGGGGCCAGCAGCCGGGGGAGCCCCGAGGGAGGAGCAGCAGCUGGUGGCAGCGCCAUGGUGGUUGACUCGGGGAGUGGCGGAGGGGGGGCUGACUCGUACGAGGGGCUACUGUACGACAUGCUGGCUCUGCACCCCGGCAUGACGGGACUGCUGGUGGCAGGGGCGGGGGCAGCAGGAGGUGGAGGUGGAGGGUGUCUGAGUGCAGCGGAUGUGGAGGCGCACAAUCGGGGAGUGGCGGGGGCGCUGCGGGAGCCCAGAGUGGCGUCGCUGCUCUCCCGGCUGUCCCUCAUCGGCGCCCCCCCGCAGCACCUGGCCCUGGUGGCCGAGGUCGCACUGGCGGCGUGGGGGCAGCAGCUGCAGGCGGCAGCGGAGCAGCAGCAGCAGCGCGGGCAGGGCGGCGGCAAGGGGCAGGGGGGUGCUCCCCCCAUGUUGGGAGCGGGGCAGCUGGAGGAGGCGCUGCGGGAGGUGGUGGAGGGGCCGGAGAUGGCGCUGUUCGAAGCUGUGAAGGGUCUGCCGGUGUUGUCGCUGGUGCUGCUGGUGGCGGCGCACCGGCUGCAGAGGAAGGGACAGCCGCUGUGCAACUUUGAGAUGGUGUGGGACGAGUACCGCUCCAUUCAGGGCGGCCGGGGCGCCAUCGCCUUCGACAAGAAGGCCGCUGCGGCCGCCUGGCAGGGGCUGCCGCUGAGCGGCCUGGCGCACUACGCGGACGCGAAUGUGGAGACACGGGGGAGAGAUCUGUCGUACGCAGGCGUGGUGUUGCUGGUGGGGUCCCGGGAGCUGGAGGAGGGCAUCCGGAAGCAUCCGCACUGCCCGGACGCGGUGCUUAAAUUCCACUUGCAGGAGAUCUAGGAGUAGCGACGGACGAGGACAUGCGUGUGUGUGACAGGAUCAGGAGGUAUGUAGAUGUAACAACCUAACAAGCCUAGGAGGUGUGACGAGUAGGAUUAUGUCUCUGAUGUGAUGUACGGCAGGAGGCGGUCUGUUUUAAGGGUGUGGUGUGGCAACUGAGGUAUGGGCUUCGACUGUGUCCCGGCUGGAGGAACACUGGGGGAGUCCUCUGCCCGGUCCUGUAAGCCGACAGGACGGGUAGCAGGCGCUGCGGGCACGUACACAGCAUUAGCGCAAUGGUAGCGGGCCCUUGCCUGACUUGCCAUUGUCAGGUUUCGUAGCAGGCUGACAGGGGUGUGAGGGACGUGCUCUGUGCGGCAUGUUGGAGUGGAGGGGGCGGACGGCUUUGUUUAGGCGGGGUCUGGGCGCUGGCCUGGACUGCUGGGAAUUGCGGACAAACACGUUGUGUUCGUUUUGGAUACAUAGCAUAGAACGUCGUGUUAUACAUCCGGUUUCUACACGCUGCUGUCAAAGCGGACUGUUGAGCUUCAGCGCUUGAGCUGUCGUAUGGCGCUGGAAGAGGCUAUAUUCAUCAACCUCGAAAA
Messenger RNA from Astrephomene gubernaculifera, 2688 nucleotides. The record is from the annotation of a GenBank genome assembly. Lineage: Eukaryota; Viridiplantae; Chlorophyta; Chlorophyceae; Chlamydomonadales; Astrephomenaceae.